UGCUAUUGCAGCUGCUCCCCAGUGCAGCGGGCUGGAUGGGCUGGCAGGAAACGCCCGCCCACGCUUGCAUGCCUCUGUUGCUCCCCGCCAGUCGCACAGUCCCCCACCCUGCCGGGAGCUGCCAGCUGCCAUCGCCUCGCAAUGCACUCCGCUAUCCAUGCCCCACAGGGGCUGCUCUCUGCAGGGCUGGCACUCCUGCUGCUUCCGGGAGCCGCGCUGGGCUCAGACUCCAACCCAGACAGCAAUUCCGUGGCUGUGGUCUUCCUGGUCUUCCUGCUCCUGCUGCUGAUCCUGGUGCUGGCCCUGGCCUGGCGCAAGUUGAGCCAUGAUUCAGAUGGCAGAUAUCACCCACGCCACCUGUGCCAGCUACACCGCCUGCUGGCAGCCUUGGCCAGGCGCUGGCGUGAGCUGCAAGGGCAGGUGCCCCCUGAGAGGCACUGGCAAGGCGAGGAAGAGGACGAAGACGAGGACGAGGAGACCCUUCAGCGGGAUGAGGAGGAAGGUAGAGGAGGGCAGGAACAGCAGAGUGAGGAGGAGGGCACUGCUGUGCCAGAGGGGACCCCGCCCAGCAAUGCCCCCGAGGGAGCCCUGGAAGAGGCAGGGGAGGCAGAUGGCGCCAGCGCUGGGGGCCUGCUCAGUGACCUGCACUCCUUCUCCGGGACGGCCGCCUGGGAGGACAGCACGGUGGAGGGAGGCAGCCGCCAGCAUGUCACUGCCCUCUAGGGGAGCUGAGGGAAGGACACAGACUACAGGGGGGACUGCAGCCCCCCACUUGCUCACUGGGGAGCAGCUGGAGUUGAACAACUGCUGCCAGCCCGCCCCCUCAAAGAAGCAGGGAUGAACUGCUCCCUACACCCCAUUCCCCCCCUGCAGAGCUCUCCACCCCUCGCCGUGGGGCUGCAAUGGGGCCCCCUGCACUCCACCUCUCCCCCCCACCACCCUCACAGCUGGAGAGCCAGCCCAAGCAAGCCAGGGAGCAGCCACCCCCACACUCUGCAUUGACUCUAGCACUCCUCCCCCACCCCCACUGCCUGCACCAGGCUACGUGGUGAGACACUGUGGCAUGAGUGUGUGGCUCCACUCCCACUGGAGAGCUGCUGAUUGGCCCACAGGUAGCGCUACAGGCACCAAUAAAGGGGCAGCAUUGCUCACAA
Messenger RNA from Dermochelys coriacea (leatherback sea turtle), 1154 nucleotides. RefSeq names its product protein tyrosine phosphatase receptor type C associated protein (gene PTPRCAP). Lineage: Eukaryota; Metazoa; Chordata; Testudines; Dermochelyidae. Gene Ontology annotation, cellular component: plasma membrane. Bases 142 to 723 code for a protein of 193 amino acids. The transcript is spliced from 2 exons. The record is from RefSeq and is a predicted model, not a curated record.